GGGAUCGGGAGGUCAACUCUCUCUGUCUCUCUAUGAGGAUCACACUCUCCUUCGUGCUUGAGCCUUCAGGUCGGGAAGGGAUUAGGAUAUGUAUUACCCGAUCCGGAUAUAUUGAUAUUGCCCACCAUUUUUCUCUUUUACCAUGUAAGGACGUAUCGAUAAUAGUGUGUAUCACUCACAAGUCACAACACAAGUCAAAAGACUCAAAACCCGGCUAAAACCCUUCUCUUGCCUGAUCGGCGCACUUCAAAUCCCCCAUCUUUAACAUCUCUCUCUUUUGUCUAAACUAAAAAUUCAGUUGGAGAGAGAGAAUUCAACUGUUGGAGGAGAUGUUUCAGGCCAGAUUGGUUACUACGAUUCUCCGAAGAAACAAAGCCCUAAAUUUCUUCUCUCACGUCAAGGACGCAUCUAGAGUUUCAAAUGAAUCCUCCCAUGUCUCCCCCAAAUUCUUCUCUAGAUCUUCCGGCUAUUCGUUUAGCGGGAGGAGCUACUUCCAUGUCUUUAGAUCCGUAAAAAAGGGGUUUUCUUGUCCAUCUUCAAGGAAUAUGUGCACUACUGCAUCUAUUGGACCAUCGAAUGAGGGGUUGAAAAUGCUAGUUACUGCAGGACCUCAUGCUCAAAAAAUGGUUGGAAUAUGGCUUUUCGGUUCUGCUGCAUGGGUUUUCAGUAUGGUGAUACUUGGUGGUAUUACACGACUUACAAGAUCUGGUCUAUCCAUGACUGACUGGAAAUUUACUGGGAGACUUCCUCCUCUAUCAGAGGAAGAAUGGUUGGUUGAAUUUGAGAAAUACAAGCAGUCUCCUGAAUACAAGCGUGUUAACAAAGGGUUGAGUGUUGACGAUUUCAAAUUCAUAUAUUGGAUGGAAUAUGCUCACCGGAUGUGGGGAAGGGGACUGGGUGUCAUGUUUGCCCUUCCAUUAACUUAUUUUCUUCGUAAGGGAUGGAUUACAUUCAGACUUGGAUUGAGACUUUCUGCUCUUUUUGCACUUGGUGCUGGGCAAGGUUUUGUUGGCUGGUGGAUGGUAAAAAGUGGUUUAGAGGAGCCCGUAUCUGAAUAUGUUCAGCCUAGAGUAAGUCCUUACCGUCUUGCAGCUCAUUUGACAUCGGCAUUUGCCAUAUAUUGUGGCCUUCUGUGGACCGGUCUUUCUGUUGUCAUGCCUGAUCCACCUACUGGUUCCCUAGCUUGGGUUCAUGGAGCAGCCAAAAUUCGGAAGUUGGCUCUUCCUCUAAGUGUCCUUGUUGGUAUUACUGCCAUUUCAGGAGCAUUUGUCGCAGGCAAUGAUGCGGGCCAUGCUUAUAAUACAUUUCCAAAAAUGGGUGAUGCAUGGAUUCCAGAUGAUAUCUUCAGCAUGGAGCCACUAUUCUGCAACUUCUUUGAGAAUACAUCAACUGUACAGCUUGAUCACCGAAUUCUUGCAACUGCAACUUUGCUUUCAAUCAGCGGCUUGUGGUGGACCACAAGAAAAUUGGACAUGCAUCCUGCAGUACGAUCUUUAAUUGGGAGUACUAUGGGCAUGGCAGCUCUUCAGGUCACCUUGGGGAUAACAACACUUCUCUCAUAUGUUCCAGUUUCGCUUGGCACUGCACAUCAAGCUGGAGCAUUAACUCUGUUGACGUUUAUUAUUCUCUUAACCCACACAGUGAGGAGGCCUUCACCAAUGCUCCUAAAAUCCCUGGGUUCAAUCCCAAGGGCACCCUGAUACCAUCGGCUCUGUUUUAAUGGUAGUUGAGCAUCUUUAUUACUAUUGUCGAUUAGCUAACCUAAUUACUCUCAAGUGGGAAUUCCUUAUUGCCAUUUACAGGAAAGAGGAUAGCCUGGGAACUUCAAACUGUAUCAUGAAAGAUCAGAAUAAAGUUCUCUUGCUAAGGAGAAUAAAGACUACUGCCCAUGAGCCCAUCCACCGGCACAAAAGAAUAUUUUUGAUUUUGUAAUUUUUCAAUUGAUUAGACUGAAUGCAAUGGAGCUGAUAGGUUUAAUUUUACCCAGCUGAAUUUCAUUUUGCAAUAAUGCAUUGAGUUUAACCAUUAUUUAGAACUUUCAUAUAAAGAGAUCAUUUGUCGAAAGAAGCUUAUUCAUUUUUCCUUUGCACCAAGUAAUUGUAUAUUAAACUUAAAGUCAGUAUUUCUUGUGACCUUAUGUUUGAAGUUGAGUGGUAUGCUUGGUUGGAAUGAAGGAUCAAAAUUCGGGGCG
Nelumbo nucifera (sacred lotus) is the source of this 2191-nucleotide messenger RNA. The record is from RefSeq and is a predicted model, not a curated record. Lineage: Eukaryota; Viridiplantae; Streptophyta; Magnoliopsida; Proteales; Nelumbonaceae.